This is a messenger RNA of Adineta ricciae, 1911 nucleotides long. Lineage: Eukaryota; Metazoa; Rotifera; Eurotatoria; Adinetida; Adinetidae. The record is from the annotation of a GenBank genome assembly.
AUGCAACGAGUAAGAUUAUUAUGUCAAAUAAUUCUUAGUUUCACGUUAAUUACACUAAUCGAUGCCCAAGUCGAUCCACAAUUAUGUCCUAAUGGACCAUCUGCUCCUAUUCCCGACCCAAAAUGGCGACCAAUUCCAUCACGAUUUGAGAUUGUUACAGAACUGGUUUCGGACACUGAGGUCAUGGAACUUUCACAAGCUUUUUCAACACAACGAGAUGCUAUUGCAACAAAUUCGAGAUACGGACCCGUUCAAUUCUAUUGGAAUUUCAUUACUAAUGAACAGUUUGAAGUGCUAACUGAAAUUGUUAAUCAAAUACCUGUUCCACAAUGUCUACGACAAGUUAUUGGUACGACCUCUGAAACGAGCGUUAUUCAGCCAAACACACUGAUACUUAAACCAUCAGCUUUGCUUGGUUUUGAUGCUCGAAAUCAAGCCAAUGCGUACUGGGGUGUUCGAUACGAUGGUGACGAAGAUCUACGCGGUAUACCAACCAAUCGAUUCAAAUCGUGUUUCUACAUGAAUGACAUCAAAGCUACCGUCGCAGUCACAUACCAUGUAUCUGAUCCUGAUAAAUUUCAAGGUUAUUUAGCACGCAAUCAAAGUACUAUUCUCCAGAUUGAUGUUCGAGUGAAGAAUCAAAUGAAUCGAAUGGAUGCAUAUACAUAUAAUGUUUUUCGUUACAUACCCAAUCCAAGCCGUCGCGAAGAACGACAAGCAUUAGAAACGGCAGCCGGUGUCUUCUGUCUAAAUCGAACGUCAACCAUGCCAAUGCCAACUGACUUCCCAGAACGAAUUAGUUCCAACUCAGAAGCCUUUAUACCAGAAGCAAAUAGUUCCAUUUACAGUACCCAUGGCCUUUACGAUUCCGAAUUUCAAUUCACUCGCUUUGACGUCUGGUUUCCUGAUCCAUUCGGUGGACCCACUUGGGCACAUUUCACUGAAAUACAUGACUUUGCUACUGGCCUUAGUUACCAGUACAACCACACGACUCGGCAAUGUAAAGUUAGCGACAUAAAUACAUUUUUUGGUGAUGCAGAAACAGUCAGCGAUCAACCGAAUCUUGUUCAGAUGGGCUCGCCGCAACAUUUACUUGUCACGGAUGGCAUGUCGUAUCAUUAUACAGGCGAGAAACGGUGUCGCGAUCGACUUUGGUGUCAUGUGUGGAUUGGUGAAAAGUAUUUGUCAAAUGAAACAGUUCAACAUCAGGAAUGGUACUGGUCAUCGAGUAUGAAUGGUGAACCAUUACAGCAUUCAUUUCCGGUGAAAAUGGUUUGGAGAACAUAUGUCAAAGGUGCAUUGACAAAUUCUUUUGAAACUACAAUUUUCAAUUACCGUCGCAACCCGAUGACCAUCUUCGAAAUCGAUUUCGCUCUCGCUGACUGUUACAGAUCAUUGGGACCAUCAGAAAAUUUCAAUCUUGCGGUAUUAUCAUUUACAGUCGCAAAUGACAAGAAAUAUCCUGUAUUCGAAAAUCUAAAUUAUCUUCGCCUUCAUAUUUUCGAAACUCUUAUAUUCGCAUUAUUCAUUCGUCCCAUUCGUAUAUCGAAUCUAAUCGUCGAUCAGAAUGAAAGCAAUGACAUUUUAGUCACAUUCACAUUACUUGAUGCUGCACCACGGACAGGACCUGUUGAAGUUCCCAUCAAGGAAUCAUCCUUGGACACAUUGAUCGAACGGCUCAAUGCAGUGAUCGACUCUAAUGCCCUUACUUUCCGCGCUAGAGUAAAUGCGAAACAAAUCAUCUUACGCGCCCGUCCCGACUCCUUGAACAUUCGACAUCAAUCCAGUCAAAAGAAAGUGAGAAGCACCGGACCAAGGAUCACUGGCCUUUGGAUCGGUUUUAUCACUGCAGGAGUCAUCAUUGGUGCCGUGACUGGAUUUUUGGUUUUCAAAAAACUGGCCACAGCAUAG